Messenger RNA from Pezoporus occidentalis (night parrot), 7434 nucleotides. RefSeq names its product sushi domain containing 1 (gene SUSD1). The record is from RefSeq and is a predicted model, not a curated record. Lineage: Eukaryota; Metazoa; Chordata; Aves; Psittaciformes; Psittacidae. The transcript has 16 exons. Bases 294 to 2543 code for a protein of 749 amino acids. Gene Ontology annotation, molecular function: calcium ion binding.
AGCUCUGCCACUCGCCUGGCCGGGGAGAGGCGGUGUCCUGGGGAAGGAAAGGGGUUGUGCCAGGGCUCUGCGGGCAAGGGCUCUUCGGCCGCGGUAGGAAAGGGGCCUCACCGAGGGGAAAGCCGGGGGGGGGCGAGGGCUCGGAGACAGUGUUGAUAAGGGGUGCCCCCGCCCCACCGGGAGGCAGCGCGACGCCCUCCCCUAGGGCUCCCGUCCCACCCUCCACCCGCGAGGAGGAUGCGGAGGCGCCGCGGCCGUGCAGCAUCGUGGGGCGUGAAGCCGGCGGCGGGGACAUGAGCCCGGGGUCCGGUUGGGCCCUGGGGCCGCUCCUGCUGCUGCUGGCACUGCUGCAGUGCGCAGCGCGGCGGAAGGCAGUUGUAAAGAGAUCAGUUCCAGAUGUCUGUGCAACUUGCCACGUUCAUGCUACAUGUCAUCAAAUUGAAGGAAAAAGUGUCUGCAUCUGUAACUAUGGAUUUGUAGGCAAUGGAAGAACCCAUUGUCAAGAUAAAGAUGAAUGCCAGAUUGGAGCCAGCAAGAUCUGUGGAAAUCAUACACUGUGUCAUAAUACACACGGAAGCUUUUACUGUGUUUGCCUUGAUGGAUAUCGAGCCUCCAACAACAACAAGACAUUUAUCCCUAAUGAUGGCACAAACUGUACAGAUGUAGAUGAAUGUGAGGAGUCUGGGCUGUGUGGUCACAAUGCAAAAUGUGUGAAUACUGAAGGAAGCUACAAGUGUUACUGCAAUGAUGGUUAUAAAUUAGAAAAUGGAGAGCGUUCUUUUCAUCCAGAUGGGAAUACAGUUUCAUGCAGAGAAAUUGGAUGUGGUUCCCCUCCUAAAAUGAAGCAUGGCUACGUUGUGGGGAACUACAGCUUGCUACCAGGAAGUGCGGUUCAUUAUGAAUGUAAAGAAGGGUUUUACAGCAACGAGGGGAAGUUCUCAUAUUGCACUGCAAAUGAAACUUGGGAACCUGCCACUUUAAGCUGUAAAGGUGUGGACUGUGGGAUUCCACCCUCUGUUUUAAAUGCACAUCCAGCAUCUGUAAGUGGGACUACAUAUGGAAGUGAAGUUACUUACAAUUGUGUUCAUGGUUACUUUAUGGCAAGUGGCAAUCAGACUGCAGUCUGCAAUGCCAAAGGACAGUGGGAUGGUAUUGAUCUGGUGUGCAAAGAAAUAGACUGUGGCAAACCUUUGCUGAUUCCACAUACAGAAAUGACGUGGGACAACUCUACCACCCUAAGGAGCAGAGUGUACUAUCAGUGUAAAGAAGGAUAUUAUUCUAAUGGAGGCAGGAAUUUUUCAGAAUGCACAAUAGAUCAGUCGUGGGAGAAUAUUACAUUCGUAUGCAAAGAGGAGGAAUUAUUCAGUAAUUUGUCCAUAUUCAAUGAAACGUGUGUGAAGUGGGAAAGGAAAACUGGAAUACUAGGAGUGCAGAAAACAUACACAUUUCACAUACUGGGCCAGAGAUGGGAUGAGAAGAUGUUCUCAGAAGAUGUGGUAUUUAACAUCACGACAAAUGAAGAUAAUCCAAAGGUGUGUUUAGAUCUCGACUCUGGCAGUAACUACGUGGUGAAUAUUACUACAAUUUCUUCCACAGACAUCCCUGUCUCAGUUAUAUUAGCAGUUCAAACAAAGGUAAAGGAAGCUUUCAAUAAUGUACUAAUUUUUAAUGAUACCUGCUUGAAAUGGCAGAGAAAUGUCAGGGGAACUGAUGUGGAAGACAGAUAUUCGUUUCAUGUGCAAGGCCAGCGUUGGUAUCAGAAAGAGUUCUUUCAUGAAAUGAUCUUCGACCUUACUACACACAAGCAGGCUCCAGAAGUUUGUUUUGAUUUGCAGCCAGGCACCAAUUACUCUGUUAAUAUUUCCAUGGCAGCUUUGAAUUUUUCAUUGCUUGUUUCCAUAACAACACAAAUCACAGAUCCCCCUUUCCCAGCUGUAGAAUUUGUUGCAGUAACAGGUUCUGCACCUUUGCUCAGACUUCGGAAAGCAGAAGAUCAAAAUGGACCAGUCAGUUUUUAUCAAGUCAUUGUGCUUCCUCUGGAUUUGCAGAGCACCUUUAUUUGUGACUCCUUUGCUGCUGCAACUUUCUUUAGUAACACCGCUGAUGUUAAAGGAUAUGUGGCAGCUGAAUUUCUGGCGAAGGAUGUUGCCGAUAACAUGCCAGUUUCUCUUGGAGACAGACAUUACUACGGAAAAUUCUAUAAUGCUCCUUUAAAGCUGGGAGAAGAGUAUUGCGUGUUUUUAAGGGUAAUAAGUGAAUGGAAUAAGGUGAGAACACAGUCCUGUGCUAUUUGGGCACAAAUUAAAAAUUUAGCACCCACUCCUACUCACUACAUGACUGCUGUUGGAUUAGGGUCAGUUGCUACUGUCUGCCUUAUACUGUUUCUGACAUUCUCAGCAGCUCGCUCUUAUCUCCACAACACAGUGAGCUCCCCACCUGCUGCUUUAGCCUGCGAAGCUGUGUAUUUAUCUGCCACAGUGGACACAUCACAAAUGGGGAUUACAUCGUCAUUCCUGGAGACUGAAAAUGUGUCUCUUCUCUGAAGUGUUAGCCCCUGAAGUCAGCAUAGAGAAAAUGCGCUCUUCUUGCUAAAGCCAGCAUCUGAUGAAUAUAGAUGUAUCUGCAUAGCAUAUAGAUACUACAGCACGGGCAGUUAAAAUGUGUGUUACUGGAAGUGAGAUAUUUAUUGUCUCCCCUUUUUCCAGAUGAUGUGGUAUGUGAAAGAGAAUCUACCUUCACAAACAGGCUUGUGUCAGGGACAUUAUCAUGCAUCCCGUGCCUUGGCCAAAGGCUUUCAGCUAUUGCAGCUACAUAAUGUAAUAAUGCCUGAUAAUGAGUGUCUGUAUUGUACUUUAUUACAUGAAUAAUCUCCUGAUCCAUUUGAGACUGUUGUGAGGAUCAACUGCUACUUCACAUACUUUAGGACACAUAAACUGGUCCAUUAUGAGAAAAAGCACAGAUCAACGCUUAUGUCAGAUAAAGUGCCUAUUGUAUUUCCAAGUAUAAAGGUAGAUGUUCAUCAGUCACUUAGGAGUAAUAGUACUUCAAUAAUAAGUACAGAGUUGUUAGCCAUAAAAUUGUCACAUUCAAACAGUGUCAGCAGUAAAUAUGUUCCAGAGGCAUUGCAAUCAUUGCUCAUAGCAGUUAGCAAUAAUUGCAAAUAAUAUACCAAUCUAUAAAAAUGCAGUUUGCUGAAAAGUUGAGUAGCCUUAAUGGCAUGUGAAACUAAUUUAAGUAAGGAGCUACCUGUGAUAAAUGCAAUUUUGUUAAUAUCUGUUCUGUAAUUACUUCUGAGUAGAGUCAUUAAAUCAUUAUCUGGUUAAUGAGCUGGUGUGUAACAUCUGGUUAGAGUCACUUAAUAAAGUGCAAUUAACCAAUUUCCUAUGGCAUAUUCCCAGUUAAUAUUUUUUCCUUCUGUAAGAAAGAAUCAAAUCCCUUUGAUUAUUUCCACUCGUGAUCAGAAGUUGCUUUGAGAUAUAUUAGCAAAAUCAUUCUGUUAACUGGUCAAAUAAAGAAGCAAGAGUUUUGGUUUUUAGUUAGUUUUUUUCAUUUUUAUUUCCAAGUUAUGUUUUGUGUGUUUUCUGUUUGAAUGUUAAUAAUCAUACCCAUUUUUGGAAUUCUGUGUGUUCCUGCUUCCUGCUGGCUUUAUAAUUUUAGACUGGAUGUGUAAUUCCCUUUUUGGUGUGUUAAAAGGGUAUUUUAAAGCAUAACAGCAGACUUCAUAGCAGAGAGGAAUUACAAUCAAAGUUACAUGAGAGAAUUUUUAACUGCUGUGGCUAUCUGGGGGUUCUUUUUCAGAUCUGGGCAGAUAUAAUUUCUGUUAUCCAGCAUUUCUACUGCUUACUAAAUCUUCCUUCAAGUUCAGAAGUUUUCUGUAGUUAGUAACUGAGUAAGAACACCUUUGUCUAUGUUAGAGGUUAAGGGUUGGUAAUAUUUUUCUUUGCUGAUUGAGAAAGAACAGCUUAACUGUUCAUACUGGGCUACUGUUACUUUUUUUCUGUUGUUUUUGUUUCUCCUGUAGAAUUCAUUCUCACACAUUCUGCUCAGAAUUUCCUUUCUCAGUGGAAUAGGUUGCCAAGGUUUGGCAUAGCGAAACAAACUGCACCACUUCAUUCUGGUUUAUUCUCCUGCUGGUUCUGGAAUAAAGUUCAUGAACAGCUGUAACUAAGUAAGGGAGAGCUGGAGAGGAAGGGAAUGAUUUGAAGAGAUAGACAUGACAUCCUCUGUUAAAGAAAACUUCUUUCACCUUUUACUAAGACCAGCAGUGUUCCAGUACAUUAUGCAGGACCAGGAGCAGAAAGUCCAUCUUGUCAGUAGGUGUAGUUGGAAAGUUAGGUCUUCAUGUAACCUUCAACAAGUGAUUUAUUUUCUGUGUGUCUCUUCUUUACCUAGCUUGUCUUUUCAUAAUGUAAAGUUUUCAGAGCAGGGUUUCUUCUUAACAAAUACCCCACUUCUGCUUGGGCUUACAUAAUGCAUGUGAUGACUUGUUUGGUAUCUCUGCACAGUAGAGCAGUGCAGCAUAUGGUAUCAUUCAAUAAUACCCAGGAAUAGACCGAUAAGGGAGAAGCAAUGAGGUAGGACUCCCUGCCAUCUUAAGUUCUCCAAAACAGCUAAUGUCCUGUAAGUUUCCCUCUUUCCCUUUGUAAGUUUCCUCCUCCUUUGUCACUCUUACUAGACUCACUCUGGCUGUGGGCCUGUCUUCGUCUGUCAUAUACUUAUCUUUCUUCCAUCUACAUCUGUUUCAGUUUAAUGUGGGAAGCGUAGAGAAAUAAUUUAGCCUUGUGCUCCUCAGAUGAUUGUUCAGAUGUUAGCUCAUUUGUUGUAGUCCUUCUCUUUCAGAAACAUUGCUGUAUUGCUCCCAAGCUUUCCAAUUAUACCUUUAAAAUUCUUUUUAAGGGAAAGUAAAAAGAUUCAAACAGUAGGAAAUUAAGAAGUAGCUAGAUUAGAAAAAGGUUGUUAAAGGUCCUACUUAGAAGAACUAUUGUAGGACCGGACAAAAAGCACGAUACGAAAUUACAGUGGCUGUAGUUAAAAGUACAGUUGUAGAAACAGGCUAGUACCGUGAAAUUGUACAGCUAAUGAAGGCCAGUUUUCUGACAUUUCAUCCAUUGUGAUAGGGUGUCACUGCAAAUACAAACUUUUAGAUUUCUGAUUUACAAAAAUACUUCUUAGGAAAAUAUAAUCCUAAUAGGUGCCACUUUGAAUGAAGCUUUGGAAUUAGGAGUGUGUCUUUAGGGGUACUUUUGUUGCUCAGACUUAUAAUCCUUAUACGCUUUAUGGAACGAUCUAGUGGCUCUGUAUUUUACACAUAGCAUCCUGCCAAACUAAGUGCAACAUUGACAUAAUCACACCCUCACAGUCUGAGAAAUUAUAGUCAUUUCUCAUGAUCCUUCACUGCUGUACCUUGAGUUAACACUGAAAUUCUCCUUUUUCUUCCAAUGUUUUUUGCUCUGCCUCCUCAGGUACAUCACACCCAAGCCUAGUAAGGUAAAGCCAACUGAAGCUGGUCUGCCUCACCUUCUGAUCUGUACCCAUUCAUGGUGCUAUAUUGAGAAACUGGUUUAGCUACACACCAGUGUCUGCAUUAUCUCUGAAGUUUUUUUGUCUAUAGAGGAAACAGGAAAUUGUUAGCCCUGGAUAAACAAUUCUGUUUAAGCUUAAGUGAAACCUAUUUUUAUGUUUUAUUUUGUAAUAGUGAGAGAACAUGCAGAUUACUGUAAAAAUCCAGCAUGUAAUUGUAAUGGUGUAAUUGUAAUGGUGUGUCAAAUGAAAAACCUUUUAUUGUAAAAUACACUUUCUACUACAUGUCACUAAUGGGUCCUUUAAAUCUUCUGGUGAGAUUUCUUUGUUCUGGGCACGAUAGAGACAGACAGAAGCUAUCCAGGCUUUUUUGUUUGUUUUGGUAUUUAUAGUCACAAUUAGUUGUAUGUACAGGGCCAGAUCUGAGGGCCAGUAUGCUCCUUGUUUCUACACACGGUCUCAGAUUUAACUGUUCUUAGUCACUGUUCCUUUUUCCCAGGUCUUGUACUAUUUUGCAGAGCUAUUUCAUAUUCUGCAGCAUUCAGUCAGAGAACAGCAUGAGUGGGCAGAUCCAUGAUCUCUAGUUCAGAUGGAAGUAUUUCUGUUCCUAGUAAUAGCAUUGCUAGGAAGUUAUGAAAGUGUCUGAAAAAUCUAGGGCUGGUGCCUCAGGAUGACUUUCUGAGAGGACUGUGAAAUUAGUUGAUGAUCUCAGUACUGAGCUCUAAUGGAAAGGGACAAGUGUCAGCGUUGCAAAAGCACACCUCCACAGCUGUAGUUCCUGGCAGCAGGAGAAAUGGCUUUAUGAACAGCAGAGACACUCAUUCCUUUCAGCUAUGUCAGAGAUGAGAUGACAGUAUCUGUGGUAUGGCUAUUAUGGAAUUAUUUCCAUUUUGAGGCUAAACAAAAAUGGCACCUUUACAGUCACAAUAAAAAGGGGGACCUGCUCUGAAGUUAUCGCUUUCCCUCCUUCCCCAAAUGUUUGUGUGUAUUUUUUCCAGAAAUACUGCUUUUGUUCCUGUAGUCUUGCUGAAUAAGGUAGUGUGAACUUUUGUGUUUUUCCACCUAGAGGCAGCACAAUUGAUGUACUUCAGUUGCAGUUUAUAUUUUAUGUUCCUUAGUAUCCUUGUUGGAUCACCACGUUGUGAAAAACUAUAAAAUUAUAUAUGAAUAAUGUAUGCGUGUGUGUGUCUAUGUAGUUUGUUCUGUUUCUUCUGUUUCACUUAAGAAGCAACUGAAAAUACAGUCAGAAUUUGACAGCAAGGGUGGGGAAGUUCAGUUUCUGACCCCAAGAGUAUAAAAGGAUUAAUAAAGUGAGAGCAACAGAGAAAGUAUUACAGAAGUAAAGCCAGUUCUUAAUAGCAGGUAAUUUCCAGGCCUGCGUUUUCCUGAGCAGCUUUUAGCCUGUAAUGUUUUAGCUUGACUUUGAAGACAAUUCAUAUAAAAGUCUCUCCUGCAGACAUCCUGGGAGAAGCGAAAAGAGAGCAGAGUGGGUUGCGGUAGUCUGAUGAAGAUGUUUCAGGCUAAUGGGCACAAAUGAGCUAUGCCAAUACGCUAGAUAAAGACUAACGUAACAAGAACAUAGCGGUGGUCUAAGUCAGUUCUCAGCUUUUUCUUUUAGCUGUAUAAGAUAACCUACACAAUUUUGCUUUUGGCUAAUGGAGAUGUGUCAUUUUGCAUUCCUGUGAAUUCUGACCUGUUCUAGGUAUGUUAUUUCCAUGUGUACAAUUGGCCAGUCCUUUCCUAGAACCUGGAAUAGGGUUAUUCAGGCACACAGAAGCAGAGCUAAGUGAAUGUGGAAUGCCAAAUGAGUAGUAAUUGUAAAUAGAAAUGUCUCAGCAGUGCUUCAACAGCAGUUCAUUUUUGCAAUAUUCCAGUCUUUUACUGGGAAAUGAAUAAAAUGUGAUUAUUACAUGA